GCUGGCACAGAGCUCCCGGCGCCGUGGGGAGGCAACUACAUCCAGAGAACCUGCAGACUGUGGCGCAACUGGUCUCGACAGCAGAGGCCCCCGAAUGCUGCCCGGGUGAGAAACUUGGGAAGGAAAACAUUUUCAACAAUGAAUAGGUCCCCCACCAUGACCGACUGCAGAUGACUUGCCAUUUCAUUCACAAAGAUGUCGUCUGCUGCUGAAAAUGGAGAUGCCACACCUGGAAAACAGAAUGAAGAAAAAACUUAUAAAAAGACUGCAUCAUCUGCUAUCAAAGGUGCUAUUCAGCUGAGAAUAGGAUACACAGUGGGGAAUCUCACUUCCAAGCCAGAUAGAGAUGUCCUCAUGCAAGACUUUUAUGUGGUGGAAAGCAUGUUCCUGCCCAGUGAAGGAGACAAUCUGACCCCAGCACAUCAUUACCCAGACUUCAGAUUUAAGACGUAUGCUUCACUAGCAUUCCGAUAUUUCAGAGAACUUUUUGGUAUCAGACCUGAUGAUUACUUGUAUUCCAUCUGCAGUGAACCUCUAAUAGAGCUGUCUAACCCUGGAGCCAGUGGAUCCUUGUUUUUUGUGACCAGUGAUGAUGAAUUUAUCAUCAAAACCGUUCAGCAUAAAGAAGCUGAAUUCCUUCAGAAGCUACUGCCAGGCUAUUACAUGAAUUUAAACCAGAACCCAAGGACUCUCUUGCCAAAAUUUUACGGACUGUAUUGCAUGCAAUCAGGGGGCAUUAAUAUCAGGAUUGUGGUAAUGAACAACAUCUUACCGCGCUCCAUGAGAAUGCACUUCACUUAUGACCUGAAAGGCUCCACUUAUAAGCAAAGAGCAUCCCGAAAGGAGAGAGAAAAAUCCAACCCCACGUUUAAGGACUUAGAUUUCCUGCAAGACAUGCACGAAGGGUUAUACUUUGACGCAGAAACAUACAACGCGCUCAUGAAAACACUUCAGAGAGACUGCCGGGUGCUGGAAAGCUUCAAAAUCAUGGACCAUAGCCUUUUGCUGGGAAUCCACAUCUUAGACCAUACCCUCAAAGAGAAAGAAGAGGAGAAUUCACAAAAUGUGCCUGAUACUAAGCGGUCUGGGAUGCAGAGGGUCCUCUAUUCCACAGCAAUGGAAUCCAUCCAGGGUCCAGGGAAAUCUGGAGAUGGGAUCAUCACAGAGAACCCGGACACAAUGGGAGGCAUUCCAUCUAAAAGCCAUAAGGGAGAGAAAUUACUUUUAUUUAUUAUAUAUUAAUACUACCCUCAAGAGCCCCUUCUUGAAAUAGUCUCCUCUCUUCAUUUCUGACAUCAUGCUUUUCUGAUUCUUUUCCCCUUAUAGGUUUCCUUUCUCUUGUUUUCCUUCCUUAUCUUAAAUCUUUUCUAUAUAUACUCUUCCUUUUUAGUGACUUCUAUUUUCUAUACCAUCCAUAUGCUGAUAAUGCAAUUAUUUAUAUUUCUAUACUAGAUCUCUCCUCCAACCUAAUUUAGACUCUUCUGUGAAACUACCUAUUUCAUGUCUUAUCUUGGAUGUCUUACACUCAGACUAGCAUUUGACACAUAUCAGUACUAUAUGAGUAUUAGCUAUUAUCUUAGUAUUUUUUUAAAUAAAUGGCACUAUCAUCUACCCAGUUAUUUAAGCUAGAAAACUUGAUUUCUCCCUUUUCCUCUUAGAGGAUGAUUUCCUCUAAUCAUCCAGUUCAUUACUUACAUCUUCAAGAUAAAUCCUGCUUCUAUACGCUCUCUUCAUCUCCAUUGUCACCACUCUAAUCCAAAUGCAACAUCAUCAUCUCACACCUGGCUAACUGCAAAUGUCCAUAAACUCUGGGCUAUUUAACAUAGUGAUUAAGAACCUAGGCUUUGGAAUUGAACUGGCUAGGUUUAAAUCCUGGCUUCACCACUUGCAAGUUGUAUGACCUUGAGUGACCUCUCUGCCUCUUUAUUUGUAAAAUGAAAAUAAUAGUAAUAAUAAUACCUACCUCAUAGAAUAGUUAAAAGGUUUAGAUGAGAUACUG
Nyctereutes procyonoides (raccoon dog) is the source of this 1999-nucleotide messenger RNA. RefSeq names its product phosphatidylinositol 4-phosphate 5-kinase type-1 beta-like. The record is from RefSeq and is a predicted model, not a curated record. Lineage: Eukaryota; Metazoa; Chordata; Mammalia; Carnivora; Canidae. Gene Ontology annotation, biological process: phosphatidylinositol metabolic process. Gene Ontology annotation, molecular function: phosphatidylinositol kinase activity.